AUGGCGAUCCAUCUACCGAACCGGCAACUAUUCAUCGGCGGAGAAUGGAGAGAACCCAUUCUCAAAAAUCGCAUCCCCAUUAUCAACCCUGCCACUGAACAGAUCGUCGGUCGGUUGACUAACUCACUCACUAUGUCUCAGCAUGUGUGUCUUUUGCAGGGUGAUAUACCUGCAGCUACUGCAGAAGAUGUAGAGAUUGCAGUUGAAGCAGCUAAGAAAGCAUUUUCUAGGAACAAGGGCAAAGAUUGGUCCUCUAAUUCUGGUGCUUAUCGUGCCAAGUAUUUGCGUGCUAUUGCUGCUAAGAUAACUGAGAGGAAAUCUGAACUAGGAAAACUUGAAGCAAUUGAUUCUGGAAAACCUCUUGAUGAAGCACUGUGGGACAUGGAUGAUGUUGCGGGAUGUUUUGAGUACUAUGCAGACCUUGCUGAAGGCUUAGAUUCAAAGCAGAAAGCUCCUGUUUCUCUUCCUAUGGACACAUUUAAGAGCUAUGUUCUUAAAGAACCACUUGGGGUUGUUGCACUGAUCACUCCAUGGAAUUACCCGCUAUUGAUGGCUACAUGGAAAGUGGCUCCAGCCCUGGCUGCUGGCUGCACUGCAAUACUGAAGCCUUCUGAACUGGCAUCUGUGACCUGUUUGGAGCUGGCUGAAGUGUGUAGGGAGGUUGGUCUUCCUCCUGGUGUCCUCAAUAUUUUAACUGGGUUGGGCACUGAAGCAGGUGCUCCUUUGGCAUCUCAUCCUCAUGUUGACAAGAUUGCAUUUACUGGGAGCACUGCUACAGGGAGCAGGAUAAUGGCAUCUGUAGUUCAAAUGGUUAAGCCUGUUUCAAUGGAGCUAGGUGGGAAAAGCCCAAUCGUUGUUUUUGAGGAUGUUGAUCUCGAUAAGGAGGGGAAGCUAGUAUAUGAUUAUGCAGGUGUUGCUUUUAAUAGUAGUUUACUUGCUAUCUUCCAGCGGCCGAGUGGACCCUCUUUGGUUGCUUUUGGACAAAUGGGCAGAUAUGCAGUGCAACAUCCCGAGAGCAUUGCAUCAGAAUUUUUGGACAGGCUUGUCAAAUGGACCGAAAAAAUUAAAAUUUCUGAUCCUUUCGAAGAAGGCUGCAGGCUUGGCCCAGUUUAUGAGAAAGUAUUAAAAUUCAUUGCAACCGCCAAGAGUGAAGGUGCAACCAUUUUGAGUGGCGGGGAUCGUCCCAAGCAUUUAAACAAGGGAUUCUUUGUUGAACCAACCAUCAUUUCUGAUGUAACAACCUCCAUGCAAAUCUGGAGAGAAGAAGUUUUUGGACCUGUUCUGUGUGUUAAAACAUUUAGUACUGAAGAUGAAGCUAUUGAGUUGGCAAAUGACACCCAUUAUGGCUUAGGAGCUGCUGUUAUAUCAAAUGAUGUAGAGAGGUGUGAUCGUGUCACCAAGGCUUUCCGGGCAGGUAUUGUAUGGGUCAAUUGCUCACAGCCAUGCUUCUGUCAGGCUCCUUGGGGAGGCAUUAAGCGCAGUGGUUUUGGGCGUGAAUUAGGAGAAUGGGGACUUGAAAAUUACUUGAGUGUGAAGCAGGUAACGCAGUAUACCUCUGAUGAGCCAUGGGGUUGGUACCAGUCUCCCUCGAAGCUGUAA
Messenger RNA from Dovyalis caffra, 1599 nucleotides. NCBI's taxonomy places the organism in Eukaryota, Viridiplantae, Streptophyta, Magnoliopsida, Malpighiales, Salicaceae. The record is from the annotation of a GenBank genome assembly.